Messenger RNA from Plodia interpunctella (Indianmeal moth), 5149 nucleotides. It is a transcript of the gene Ino80, whose product is annotated as INO80 complex subunit. Lineage: Eukaryota; Metazoa; Arthropoda; Insecta; Lepidoptera; Pyralidae. Gene Ontology annotation, cellular component: Ino80 complex. The transcript is spliced from 28 exons. The coding region runs from base 180 to 4526 and encodes 1448 amino acids. Gene Ontology annotation, molecular function: ATP hydrolysis activity; histone binding; DNA binding. Gene Ontology annotation, biological process: chromatin remodeling; DNA repair. The record is from RefSeq and is a predicted model, not a curated record.
CUCAACUAUGGCGGGUUCAUGUUUUUUCAAUUUCAAAUACGAAAUCAGCAAUGUGCGCCGCUCGGGCGGCGACAUUGACAGCGAUUUGUCGAAUAUUCUCAUGCGCCAUUUUGUGAAUGCUAUGGAAUUUUGCGUUAAGUAAUCGCGGUCGAAGAUAACAAAAUCUGUGAUUGGAUAUCAUGACUGAAAAGGCUGGUGUGGGUAAAUCGUCCCUAAGACGUCAUGAAGUCGCCAGGCCUGUGCAUAUUCAGAGACUGGAAGCCGCCCUGGAUAUUCGGCCCUUUGUGAACCAGGUAGAGAGGAUCCUGUCCAUGGAAGAUGGUAGCGAAAGUGAUGAGGAUUCGGACACAAAGUCUAUUAUCAAUGAAAUGUCCAAAGGAGACAGGAUAAUUCAUGGGGUUGUGACAAACAAACAAGAACGUCAGAGUGACCGCCUUCGACUUUACAAUCUUGCAUCAGUUGGAGAGGACAGGGAGUGGCUUAGGGAUGUGCUUUUAUCAUCUGGCUCUGAGAGUAGCAGUGAUGAGGAUAGUGCUGAAGCCAAGGAGAUGCGCAUCCAAAGAAUGCUACGGGAGAGGCGACAUCAUAAUAAAUAUGUUAAGAAAUAUUACAAGGAUCCUGGGAACUCCCGCUACAUGUACUACGGCUGUGGUCUGCUAUCCACAAUAGACCGCUACCCGUCCCGCCGCGUCAGCCGGCCGGCGCCGCCGCCGUCCACCCGCGGCCGCAGAGGCCGGCCGGCCGAGCGCGGCUCCACCAGGGGCAUGCAGAAAGCUAGGAGAGGCCGAGGCAGGGAGAGCAAGGCACAGGAUACUGAUGCGCCUGACGGUGUGGACUGGGAAGAGCAACUGCGCAACUUGAAGCAGGAGAAUGACAGUGAAGAUUUCACUCCAGCUAUUGAGAAACCUGGUGUCAGGGGUCGCAAGAAACUAUCAACAUUGAAGAGUCCAGAAGCCCUAACUGCUCGGCGGCGCCGCCAUUGGUUGCUUCUGGUCAAGAAAGAGUUGGGCAAAGUGCAGCGAGCUAGGACGGCAACACACAGGGAGGUUAUGCUGCAGAGGAAGAGGCUGUCAACACUGUGCUGCAAGCAUUGGAGGCAUGUUGCUAUGCAGUCCCAGAAAAACAUGAAAGAGACCGUUUGGCGUUGUAAGCGGCUCAGUAGAGAGAUGCAAGCGUAUUGGAGGAGGUACGAUCGUGCGGAGCGGGAGACGAGGAGAAGGAUGGAGAGGGAAGCUGAAGAACAGAGGAAGAUGGACGUAGAACUAAUGGAAGCGAAGCGUCAAAGACGCAAACUCAAUUUCCUCAUAACCCAAACGGAGCUGUAUGCCCAUUUCAUGCAGAAGAAGAUGAAUUCUAGUGACGAUGGAGACUCGGGGACUGACAGGAUCCUCAGGCAGCUCGAUGAAGACAGAGAUCCCAGAUUGGCUGCUAUUGACCAGUAUGAUAGUGAGUCAAUGAAAGCUCGCGCCUCGCGCAACGCCCGCGAAGCGUUCCACGCAGAGCGCACGAGGACUCAGCAGUUCGACGCCGCGGCCGGAGUGGAACCAAUCGAACCCGACCCUUCGGAGAGGAGGGGAGGGGACUACGACCAGCCCUCCAUAUUCAGAGGCACUCUGAAGGGUUAUCAGCUGAAAGGGAUGAAUUGGCUGGCGAAUCUCUAUGAUCAGGGUAUCAGCGGCAUCCUGGCAGACGAAAUGGGUUUGGGCAAGACGGUACAAUGUAUAGCAUUCUUGUGCCACGUGGCAGAAAGGCUGGGGGUGUGGGGGCCUUUCUUGGUGGUGUCACCCGCCUCUACGCUGCAUAACUGGCAGCAGGAGAUGCAGCGGUUUGUACCAGACUUCAAAGUGGUGCCAUACUGGGGCAGUCCGAGCGAACGUAAAAUCCUCCGUCAAUUCUGGGAACGCAAGGAUCUACACACUCCCCAAGCAGCAUUUCACGUGGUGGUGACGUCAUACCAGAUUGUGGUGUCUGACCUCAAGUACCUGAACCGAGUGUCGUGGCAGUACAUGAUACUGGAUGAAGCUCAGGCCAUCAAGAGCUCGGCUAGUAUGAGGUGGAAACUGCUGCUUGGGUUCAGCUGUAGGAACCGAUUGCUGCUUUCCGGUACUCCAAUACAGAACAGCAUGGCGGAGCUGUGGGCGUUGCUGCACUUCAUCAUGCCGACCCUGUUUGACUCCCACGAGGAGUUCAACGAGUGGUUCUCCAAGGACAUCGAGAGUCACGCCGAGAAUAAGAGUACUAUUGAUGAGAAACAUCUAUCCCGCCUGCACAUGAUUCUGAAGCCGUUCAUGUUGCGGCGAAUAAAGAAGGAUGUUGAAAACGAGCUGUCAGAUAAAAUAGAAAUCAUGGUGCAUUGCCCGCUCACGAUUCGACAGAAGCUUUUGUAUAUAGCAUUGAAGAAGAAAAUCAAGAUAGAAGAAUUGUUACAUUACACAGUUGGAUCAGAAUCUGGUCAUAAUGUUGAUAAGAAUUUCACCUCUAAUCUCAUGAACUUGGUUAUGCAGUUUAGAAAGGUAUGCAACCACCCGGAGCUAUUCGAGCGGCGCGACGUCCGCUCCCCGUUCUCACUGCAGGUGGACGACUACCACAUACCCAAGAUCAUCGCCGAGGACGCUGUCCUCAUUCGCUGCAUACCUUCCAAGAGACAUUUAUUGUAUAAUAUAUUAUCUGUGCUCAUGCCGGAGCAGAUACACAGGAGCACAGUGGAGAGUGAUGAUAGCUGCUUCAGUUUUCUAAGGUUUAUCGAUGUGUCGCCCAUGGAAGUGUUCAGAAUCAUGUUGUGCGGGUGGUUGUAUGCAAUGCAACACAUAAACAGCUGUUUGGAGAAAUACGACAAACUGCGACACAGACAAUAUUGGUGGUACGACAACGCAGAGAGCGAGACAGCAGGAUACUACGAUAGAUUGAAAAGCAAACAUAUGCUGUUGAUAUGUCCCGAUGGAGAUGUGUUGAAGCAGAGGAAAGAGGAUAGUUUGCUGUGGAGGGAUAUGCUGUUUACUGAUCCUAUAUGGGUUGAAGGUGGUCCAUUUUACACUCACACGGAUUAUUCUGUCCAUUACAUGCCAGAAACAAUAGAGCAUCGUGCCAUUAGGUUACGGAACUUGCGGGAGAAAGAGGGACAGAUUGGUCGUGUCCAGACGGAGUUGCUGACAGAGAUAAAGACAGAGGAGGGCGCCUCCCCGCCGCCCGCGACUGCGGCCGCGGCUGCGUCGGCUGCGGCGCCCGGCGAGCGGCCCGGCCUGCUGCGCCGCGCUCACCGCACCGCGCUGCCGGACUUCCUCUACACGCAGCAGCCCAAGGUUUGCGCGAACACCCGCUCAGCGUUCGCAGUGUCGCGCAGCUUCGCGUACCAUAUGCGACGGCAUUCUCACGGGGAGUGUGCGGAGGGAGCGGCCGUGUUGGAUCGGCUGGUGGCCGCCGCUCGACCGCCCAGGGGCUGGGCCACCUUGCAAGUACCUGAUAAAAACCAGCUGGUGAGCGACGCGGGCAAAUUGACAGUAUUAGAUUCUCUACUGAAGAGACUGAAGGAACGCGGCCACAGAGUACUCAUUUACAGUCAAAUGACAAAAAUGAUCGAUUUGCUAGAGGAGUACAUGUGGCACAGAAAACAUAAAUACAUGCGAUUGGAUGGCUCCAGCAAGAUUUCAGCGAGACGAGACAUGGUUGCCGAUUUCCAGGCUCGUGCGGAUAUAUUCGUGUUUCUACUUUCAACGCGUGCCGGUGGGUUAGGCAUCAACUUGACUGCCGCAGACACUGUGAUAUUCUACGACUCAGACUGGAACCCAACGGUAGACCAACAAGCGAUGGACCGAGCUCAUCGCUUGGGCCAAACCAAACAGGUGACGGUCUACAGGCUGAUUUGCAAAGGGACCAUAGAGGAGAGGAUCAUGCAGCGGGCUAGAGAGAAGAGUGAGAUACAACGGAUGGUGAUCAGUGGAGGGAACUUCAAGCCGGACACGUUGAAGCCGAAGGAAGUAGUGUCUUUACUGUUGGACGAUGAGGAGAUUGAACUUAAAUAUCGACAAAAAUCGGAAGAGAAGAAGUUAAUGGAAGAACGAGAGCGGAAGAGAAAAAUGGGCAUUCUUCCACCGCAGCAACCGGCGGUGGUAGAACCGAAGCGCGGUAGGACCUCCCCGUCGCGGUCGGGCAGCGGCAGUCCGCUGCAGGUGGACGACGACGACCAGCUGGUCGUCGAUGCGCCGCCAUUACCCCUCAAUGCUAUGCCGUACUCCCCACCCGUGCGGCCGCACCCCGUGUGGGGCGUGACGCGCUCGGCGCGCGGCGCGCGGCGCGGGCGUCCGCGCGGCUCGCGGCACGCCCUCACCCGCCGGCCCGAGCCCCCGCCCGACAACGCGCACGCCGUCGCUACUGGCGCGGCGCUGCUGGAGUCGGACGCGCCGCUGGAGACGGCGGAGCGGCGCGCGCGGCGCGGGCCGGGCCGGCCGCGGCUGCGCGCGGGCGCUGCGCCGCGCCGCGUGCGCCGCGCGCGCGAGCCGCUCGCCGUGCCGCUGGCGCCGCCGCCCUAGCAUCCGCAUCUCGCACGUUACCAAAACGUGUGACAAACGACAAAUCUAUAGACCCUCCCAUAGUGCAAUAUGUUAAUUACUGCCGAGUGAAGUGUGUGCGUGAUUAAAAUUAAAAAAUUAUAAAUGAACAUGUCCUAAACAAUGAUUUGUAUCAUCAUAAUGUGUAGAAUGGUGGAAAUUAUCGCCAUCGCGAUUUUGUUGUUGGAAUAAAUGAACGUAGGUAAUGAACAGAAAAAUUAAAUUGCAUCUUGUGUAUUUGUGAAUCAACGAGUCUGAUUGUAUUAUUACAUUCUAUAUUUGUAUAUAAAAUGAAGUUAUAACUGAUAUUUAUCUAACUUUGCAUUGUUCAGAUGGCUCAGGUUGUUGUUAUGUUAAAACAAUGUAAAUAAUAAUAAUAAUUAAACUUUUACUUUAUUUGGUUUUAUGAAAUAAAAAAUGAAAUGUGAUAUUUUAUUUUUACAUAAUUUAUCAUAGUAGUAUUUUAAUAAAUUUUAUUAGUAUAAGUUACCUCCAUCUUGAUCGUGAGAACAAAAUAUAGUAAAAUUUAUAAUAGUAGAAAUAACUGUGGAAUUAACAAAAUGUUCAUGUUGCGAUGUGAAUAAAGCUUGUGACAUUGUAAAUAA